This is a messenger RNA of Choloepus didactylus (southern two-toed sloth), 2955 nucleotides long. RefSeq names its product transmembrane and coiled-coil domains protein 1-like. Gene Ontology annotation, cellular component: endomembrane system. The record is from RefSeq and is a predicted model, not a curated record. Gene Ontology annotation, biological process: endosome membrane tubulation; membrane fission; endosome fission. Lineage: Eukaryota; Metazoa; Chordata; Mammalia; Pilosa; Megalonychidae.
UGGCUGGGGUGAUGGACCGGGUGCUGUGGCCACAGUGGCAGAGCCAGCGCUUGAGCUCGAGCGACGGCUCUGGUGGAGAUGCCACCUGCUCGUCUGCUCCCCGCUGUUUCUCCAACAAGGAUUCCUGUACACCUUGGAAGUACUCAUGGACGAGUGAUGAAGCUAGGCAUGAAACCUCCGUCUCACAGCUGCAUGUGUAGUCAUUGUUGAAGUGAAGCAAAUGCCUAUCUAAUUUGACAGUCUUGGUGUGUUUAAUCAUUUUGAGUUUGCAAGUGAGCAUAUUAAGUCUACUGAUGGAGCCUUCCAGCAGUGAACAGUUAUAUGAGGACCCUGAUCCUGGAGGCAAACCCCAAGAUGCAGAGGCCAGAAAGCAGACAGAAUCUGAACAAAAAUUGUCUAAAAUGACCCACAAUGCUUUGGAGAACAUUAAUGUGAUUGGCCAAGGCCUGAAGCAUCUCUUCCAGCACCAGUGCAGGAGGUCAUCAGUGUCUCCACAUGAUGUGCAGCAAAUUCAGGCAGAGCCAGAACCUGAAAUGGAUUUGGAGAGCCAGAACACAUGUGCUGAGAUUGACUGUGUCUCCACCCACCCCACAGCUCUGAAUUGAGUUCUGCAGCAGAUGCGAGUGCCACCCAAGAUGAAGAGAGGGAUGAGCUUGCUUAGUAGGCAGGGCAGGCCAGAAGCCCCAAAGGGAAGUCCCCAAAUCAACAGGAGAUCUGGCCAGGAGAUGGCAGCUGUUACGCAGUCAGGUUGGCCCAGGUCUUCAUCCACGACAGAUGCUCCUAGCAGCUCAGCUGUGAUGGAAAUAGCUUGUGCUGCUGCUGCUCCAUGUCUACCAGGAGAGGAGGCAACUGCAGAGUGGGUCGAGUGGUUGGAAGUAAGCAGCCUUGCCCACACUUCCAGUGCAGUGGCCUCUAGCACUGAUGGCAGCAUCCACACGGACUCUGUGGAUGGAACUCCAGACCCUCAGCAUACAAAGGCUGCCAUUGCUCACCUACAGCAGAAGAUCCUGAAGCUCACAGAACAGAUCAAGAUUUCCCAGACAGCUCGGGAUGACAACAUUGCCGAGUACUUGAAGCUUGCCAACAGUGCAGACAAGCAGCAGGCAGCCCGCAUCAAGCAAGUCUUUGAGAAGAAGAACCAGAAAUCCUCCCAAACCAUCCUCCAGCUACAAAAGAAACUUGAGCACUAUCACCAGAAGCUCCGGGAGGUAGAACAGAAUGGGAUCCCGUGGCAGCCAAAGGAUGUCUUCAGGGACAUGCACCAAGGUCUGAAGGAUGUGGGAGCAAAGGUGACUGGCUUCAGUGAGGGUGUGGUGGACAGUGUCAAGGGUGGACUCUCCAGUUUCUCCCAGGCCACCCAUUCAGCAGCAGGGGCUGUGGUCUCAAAGCCCAGAGAGAUCGCCUCAUUGAUUCGGAAUAAAUUUGGCAGUGCAGACAACAUCUCUAAUAUGAAGGACUCUUUAGAGGAAGGGUAAGUGGAGGAUGGGGGGAAGACUUUGGGAGUGAUUUCAAACUUUCAGUCGAGUCCAAAAUAUGGUAGUGAGGAAGAUUGUUCUAGUGCCACAUCAGGUUCAGUGGGAGCCAACAGCACGACUGGGGGAAUUGCUGUAGGAGCAUCCAGCUCCAAAACAAAUGCCCUGGACAUGCAGAGCUCAGGAUUUGAUGCACUACUACAUGAGAUCCAGGAAAUCUGGGAAACCCAGGCCAGACUAGAGGAAUCCUUUGAGACCCUCAAGGAACAUUAUCAGAGGGACUACUUAAUUAUGCAGACCUUACAGGAGGAGCGAUAUAGGUGUGAACGAUUAGAAGAACAACUUAAUGACUUAACAGAACUCCACCAGAAUGAAAACUUGAACUUGAAGCAAGAAUUGGCCAGCAUGGAAGAGAAGAUCGCAUAUCAGUCCUAUGAACAGGCCCGGGACAUCCAGGAGGCCCUGGUGGUGUGCCAGACCCGCAUCUGUAAGAUUGAACUACAGCAGCGGCAGCAGCAGGUGGUGCAGCUGGAAGGGCUGGAGAAUGCCACUGCCCGGAACCUUCUGGGCAAACUCAUCAACAUCCUUCCAGCCAUCAUGGCGGUCCUUUUGGUCUUUGUCUCCACGGUGGCCAACUGCGUGGUUCCCCUCAUGAAGACUCGCAACAGGACGUUCAGCACUUUAUUCCUUGUGGUUUUCAUUGCCUUUCUCUGGAAGCACUGGGAUGCCCUGUUUAGCUAUGUGGAACAUUUCUUUUCAUCCCCCAGAUGAUGCUGGCACAAGAAGGCAGCUGCUCCCCUACCCUCUGGUGAGUGCAUGCAGUGAAGAAUUAGACAGCAACUUACAUUCUCUGAAGUUUUCUACAACACGAAAGAGUUGAGUGAAUCUGUUUACAUUUAGAAUAAUGUUUUUUUUUCUUCAAGAGAUGCAAUUGCAAUAGUAUUUUUUAGAUUUUAUCCAAGAAGUUUUUUGGGCAAAAAUCUUGGACCAUUUUUAAGUAGCAUGAUUUUCCUUGGAGUGCAAAUCUUAUAACAGUCCUUUAAUAUGAACCAACAAUCUGGAGCACACUGAAGGGCAUUCUAAAUUGUGGCUUGAAUGACUGCACUAAACUCACUAAAAAGAUGAGAAAACCUGACUAGGGCAAACCAGUUCAUCCUAGUCCUCUGCCUUGUCUGGGCUCACCACCUUUCCUGCUCCCAGACUAACUUUACUGUGAAAUCCUAUCAUAUUCCAUGUCUGAAUUUUUGGAUUCAGGGUGGAUUUUUCUUGUCCGUGGAAGAACACAUGGAUCUCCCUGACUUUCUCACCCAUGUUGGGCACUCAUGCUAACCCUGGAAGUAUGAUCACUUUUGAACCUGGUCCCUUAACAACUCUGCUAGGAUACAAAAGUGAGAGCAUCAUGCCCCACAGGAUCACUGCACAGCCCUACUACGGUAUUUUGAAGUAGCCCUCUAAAUACUUAAUUUUAAGCAAAAUUCUUUGG